Paramecium octaurelia is the source of this 1216-nucleotide messenger RNA. The record is from the annotation of a GenBank genome assembly. NCBI's taxonomy places the organism in Eukaryota, Ciliophora, Oligohymenophorea, Peniculida, Parameciidae.
AUGGCUCUGAUACAUAAUUAAAAUGACUUAUAAAAUAUGUUUAGUAAGGCAGGAAAAAUAACUUCUGAAAAAUAUAUUGUAUUUCAACAUAGAGAUGAUCAUCCUGUUAAAAAGUUUAAGACUCCCCAAUCAACCAAAUCUCCAGAAUCAAUUAAAAAGAAAGCACAUUCUCAAUAAGAAUCACUAAGCGAAGCAGAUCAAAACCAUUUAAAGCACCUUCUCAAACUAUCCUAACCCUUUUCGAAAUAGAUCUCCAGACAAAUUGGACAUUACACUUAAGUAGGGAACAAUAACAAAGCAUCAUGUGGAUAAUAUCAUAUCAAAUAUAGUGAACUAGACAAGUAACAUCAAUAUCCUAUACUUUUGACAGAGCAGUACAUUCAGUUCCAAAUUAUGAUAAAACAUUGAAACACACUCAUCCCAUCGAAGUUCCACAUAGAUAUCAAUAAGAUUGCCCUAUAGAGUAAGUUCCCCUAUUGCUAUUAUAGUCCUCCCAUCGUUGAGAAACCCAAAGUUAAAAAUGAAAGUUUUGUAGAUUUGCAGAGAUAAAUACCAAGGUUUACUCUUUUUCUUAUAAAUAGAGCUGACAUAUUUUCAGGAAGACCCAAUCCUCACCCAGAUCGAUUUCAGUUCUUAAAUGUAACCAACCAAUGGAGUAAAAUACCAAGAUAACCUCAAAUUAAGUUGGAAAAGCAAUUAUCCAGAGAUCAGAUGUUGAUUUACAAGAAGAAAGAGUUUGCACCUGAUUAUAAACCUAAUUUCGAGUUUGGCAAAAAGUAAAGGCUCCUAAUUGAUUUAGAAAGUUGGGCAGUUGUGGGGCACCUUUUUAUAAAUUAGAAUAAAGAAAGGACAUUUUGACUAAGAUACCUCCAUACACUUUUGAAAGCUAUUUCGAAUAUGAUGAAUACUCCAAAAAAUCAAAGAGCCAACUCUUCAAUUCACCAACAGCUCCUAAUUUUAACACUAUGUUAGAAAGAGAAUAUGAUCAACGUUCAUUGUUGCCUAGCUUCAUGCAAGUACUUCUAUCCGUUAAAUUUAGAAAUAUACGAAUACAAGGUUGGGAAUUACUCAUUUAAAUUAAAAAAUGUUGGAAGUUAACAAUUUUAGAGAUGGUAGAUUCCUAACAGUUACAUCAAGUUUUAUGCCUACAAAGUAAUAGUCAUCCAAAAAGAACUUAAACAAAUCAAGUCAAAAUUAAUCAGUUGAUGACAUCUGA